GCAUUGCUUUAUCCAUGUACUCUCUCCAAUAUUUAACAUUCUUCAAUUCUAAGUUGUUCCCUACUACUCACAAACCUUUAUCAACUCAUUCUUCUCUGGCUCUAAUUGGUUUUGGGCUUUGGCAAAUAUACAUGCUUUGCUGAAAUUUUUCUCUGAAUUUGGCAAACAUGGUAGUCUCUAAUUUUUUUGGCAUAUUAUUGGUGAUGGAGGUGAUGGUAUUCUGUGGUUUGAGGCUUGGAGUUCAUGGGUUGAGCAUGGAUUACUAUAUGAUGGAUUGCCCAAUUGCUGAAUUUAUUGUGAGGGAUUCAGUCACCAGCGCUUUGCAGUCCGACCCAACUCUUGCUGCAGGCCUCGUCCGGAUGCAUUUCCACGACUGUUUCAUACAGGGAUGUGAUGGAUCGGUUCUCCUUGAUUCCACGAAAGACAACACCGCAGAAAAGGAUUCCCCAGCGAAUCUGAGCCUGCGAGGGUACGAACUCGUAGAUGAUAUAAAGGAUGAACUUGAAAACCGAUGCCCUGGUGUGGUCUCCUGCGCUGAUAUCCUUGCAAUGGCGGCCAGGGAGGCUGUUUUUUGGGUUGGAGGUCCGUUCUAUCAAAUCCCAAAUGGACGAAAAGAUGGUAGAAGGUCUAAAAUCGAAGACACCUUUAACCUCCCUGCUCCAGCCCUCAAUAGCACGGAGCUCAUCAACUUGUUUGGGAAGCAUGGCUUCAAUGUUCAAGAAAUGGUGGCUUUAUCAGGGGCGCAUACAAUAGGAGUUGCGAGGUGCUCAUCAUUCAAAUCCCGGUUGAGUAACUUCGACUCCACUCAUGACACGGAUCCCAGCAUGAACUCCAACUUUGCCAGGGUCUUGUCCAAGACGUGUGCUGCCGGAGACAACGCCGAGCAGCCGCUGGAUCCCUCCAGAAACACAUUUGAUAACGCCUACUUCAUUGCGCUGCAGCGGCAAGCGGGGGUGCUGUUUUCCGACCAAUCCUUGUUCACCAGCGCUAGGACUAAGCGUAUAGUCAACGCCUACGCCAUGAACCAAGCCAUGUUUGCCAUGGAUUUCCAGCAGGCGAUGCUGAAGAUGGGGCUGCUUGAUGUCAAGGAAGGUUCCACCGGAGAAGUUAGAGAAAAUUGCCGGAAAAUUAACUGAUGGAUUCUUCUUUUUCUUCCCUUAUAAUCUAUAUAUAGAGAAAGAAGGAGACUUAGGAGUGAUGUGGAUGCACUCUGUAUGGAUUCUUGUAAGUUGUAACUCUUAUACGUAAGUAAAGAAGUAAUAAUAGGGGUUUGGGAUUUGAAAUGCCUUCUGUGUUUUUGGGGUUUAACAAAAAUUAUCAUGAUUUUUGUUUCGGUGGUUUUUCUUGCAAAGUUGUACAGUACCAAACUUCGAGUGAAGAACUUGAGAGACGGCAACAGGAGCAGAAUAUUCACGUAGCUUUCCAUGAAGUGAAGUGAGUUUAGCAGUAUCAUGGUCAGGCUGGAAAAAGAGUACAUAAACAAGGGAGGUCCAAUGUUCUCCAGUGUUUCGUGCUCGAUCUAGAUCGAGCUGCUUCUUGUGUCACCGGGCCCGGACGUACUUCUUCUAGUAGUCCUCCAAGUAAAGAAAAAAAAAAAAAUUGUAAUAACUUGAUCAUGAAUGAAGGAAUGAUU
Messenger RNA from Vitis riparia (riverbank grape), 1633 nucleotides. Its product is annotated as peroxidase 47. The coding region runs from base 168 to 1136 and encodes 322 amino acids. The transcript has 4 exons. Gene Ontology annotation, biological process: hydrogen peroxide catabolic process; response to oxidative stress. Gene Ontology annotation, molecular function: peroxidase activity; heme binding. Lineage: Eukaryota; Viridiplantae; Streptophyta; Magnoliopsida; Vitales; Vitaceae. The record is from RefSeq and is a predicted model, not a curated record.